Molecule: messenger RNA, 2611 nt
Organism: Physella acuta
Lineage: Eukaryota; Metazoa; Mollusca; Gastropoda; Physidae
Source: RefSeq, a predicted model, not a curated record
UAUACAUUGUCGACUCAAGCUCUUGUUCUUUGUUCUAGCAGUCUGGAGCACGGUUAAGGAUCGAGCCAUUCUCUCAUCCAUGAUACCAGUCAGAUACAAACUACCUGACGUGAUGCUAGUUCGAAGGUUAAAGGUCAGUAUCCUCCUGGUCAUUACAGUGUCCAUCUUGUACCUCGUGAUCGCGGUGUUACGAAACAACCAACUGGAGCUGAGCUUUCACUCCUCUGACCGUCACGUGAUCAACUCGAAGGGUCUGUUCUCUUUAAGUCGAGAUGCAGCACAGCAAGUUGACCAACGACUGUCUCAUGCGAGCCAGGCCAAGCCCAACGUCUCCACUGUAAUUGAGUUUCAGCACCAAGGGCAGGCCACUCAUAAACAGAUCCCUAACCAAGGGCAGGCCACUCAUGAAGCAAUUCCCCACCAAGGGCAGGCCAGUCAUGUAGAGUUUCAUCACCAAGGGCAGGUCAUUCGUGAAGAGAUUCCUAACCAAGGGCAGGCCACUCAUGAAUCGAUUCCUCACCAAGUGCAAACUACCCAACAUCACAAUCUCAAAGAGGCCGCAACAGAAAUGCCCCGACCUAUGUCAGCGCUGUUGAAAAAUGCCAGUUACCCGUAUGUGAACGUGGUUCCCUCUGAGCCAGCCUCGAACUGGACCGACGUUGACUGCGUCCCCCUCCCCGAGUGCAGCGACCCCAGGGUGAAAAUCUGCCUCCACACCGACGAACAGGACGGAUAUAUUUCUGGCUCUCUAAGGCGCAACACUUUAUGGGAGCGACACUUAAUCAAAGAGAUGGAAACUGUUCUUUUAUCAAACCAGCGUCUGACCCUGGUUGACUUGGGGUGCAACAUUGGGCAGUACACCCUGUGGGCCGCCGCCCUGGGCCGCCGCGUGCUGGCCGUGGAGAUGCUGAUGGAGAACGUGGUCAAGCUGCAGACGUCUCUCAAGUUGAGCCGGCUCGGGCAGUUGGUCACCAUAGUAAACAACGCGAUAUACAAGGACCGUCGGGUGCUUGGCACCAAGUUUGUAAGACACAAUUUUGGAGGGAACCGCCUCAACACUUCCAACGUGUUUGAGCCGCUGGACAGCAAGCACGUGAAGGUCAAGGUGAAGACGAUCUGCAUGGACGACCUUGUGCCGCUGGUAGGAGGUCAGUCGGUGUACCUGAAGAUGGACAUCGAGAACAGCGAGCAUGACGCUCUGCAGUGUGCUGAUGCCUUCUUCCGGCACGUCGACGUGCGUGUCCUCCAGAUGGAGUGGAUGGACAAGACACUGGAAGAGAAGAACAUCAUUUCCGGUUUCCUCUCCAAGCAGGGGUAUGUGCCAUCAGAAAGCGCUAGCCGCUACUCACCGCCAAAGUACAUAGAUUAUGCUAAAGAUGUUUUCUAUUUGAAAAACGAUAGUAUAGCAGUUACCCCGAAAACGUAAACAAAAGUUGGAAUUUAUAUUACCAAUGCCAAGUUAAAGAAAUAAUACUUGUUUUUGGAUGGUAGAAAUAGGAGAUUGUCCUGAUGUGAAAUAUGUAGGAUGCUUGUGACAAACAACUAGCAUGUAGCAGGUAGCAUUUAGCAGGUAGUAAUUGUAUUUGAUACAAACAGUCAUGAUUUAAACAAACGACUCUGCUUCUUACGCUUACAAGGCGUCUGGGUAUCACAUAAAGUGAUAAUUGUCAGAAAUAGUAGUGGUGAAUUAAUCCAACAUUUGCAGUAGGGUUUAGAAAAUGAACGAGCAGUUUUAUGUUGUGCUGAGUUAGUGUUCAUGUUAUGCCGAGCAAGUUUAUAAUUAUUUUUAAUUUGUUUGUUUGAGUUGAUGUUUAUAAAAGUUGAUUAUUGGGCCUCAUUUGUUAAGAUGCACAAACCCAAACGCUCAGAUAGUGAUUGCUUCAAACUGUAGGUUAAACUAAGUUCUAUUGUGGUUUGCUUUGUGAUUCUCUUGUCAUAGACCGGGACCAGGCUGACAUUUGUCAUUGAAGCGUUGCAGUUGUCAGUGAUGUUUUUUUUUGGACUAGCGACAUGGGCCCUUAUAAUUGGUUCUUUUGUACUGUGGUCACACUUGUAUACGAUCAAGGUUUCUUGAGUUUACAAGUGUUAGGGUUUGGUGAGAGUAGAGAGGUUAGGGUUUGAUGAGAGUAGAGAGGUUAGGGUUUGGUGAGAGUAGAGAGGUUAGGGUUUGGUGAGAGUAGAGAGGUUAGGGUUUGGUGAGAGUAGAGAGGUUAGGGUUUGGUGAGAGUAGAGAGGUUAGGGUUUGGUGAGAGUAGAGAGGUUAGGGUUUGGUGAGAGUAGAGAAGUUAGGGUUUGGUGAGAGUAGAGAGGUUAGGGUUUGGUGAGAGUAGAGAGGUUAGGGUUUGGUGAGAGUAGAGAGGUUAGGGUUUGGUGAGAGUAGAGAGGUUAGGGUUUGGUGAGAGUAGAGAGGUUAGGGUUUGGUGAGAGUAGAGAGGUUAGGGUUUGGUGAGAGUAGAGAGGUUAGGGUUUGGUGAGAGUAGAGAGGUUAGGGUUUGGUGAGAAUAGAUGGGUAAGCGUUCGGUGAAAUAUAUAAGGGUUUGGUGAAAUAUGUAAGGGUUUGGUGAAAAACUGGGACUCAAUUCGUCGAAAAUAGGAGAGCUUAUACAUUGAA